Messenger RNA from Nasonia vitripennis (jewel wasp), 1529 nucleotides. It is a transcript of the gene asrij, whose product is annotated as OCIA domain-containing protein 1. Lineage: Eukaryota; Metazoa; Arthropoda; Insecta; Hymenoptera; Pteromalidae. The record is from RefSeq and is a predicted model, not a curated record. The transcript has 6 exons. The coding region runs from base 646 to 1263 and encodes 205 amino acids. Gene Ontology annotation, cellular component: endosome.
ACAAGUGUUCGAAUUUUUUGUCUGUCCAACCGGUUUGAUAAAUUUUAUUUCUAUUUCUUCCUUUAUUCAUACCUUCCAAUUUACUUUAAAAUUUUUUUUUAAAUUACAAUUUAAUUUUCACAUACGUAUCACAGCUUGAACUGAAUAUCAUUUUAGAUAGCAGCAUCGAAAUUCACGAUAAAGCGGUGCCAUAUUCUCCUUUAAUUCUAAGUAUAUACCUUCAAUCCUAUACGAACCGUGUUGUGCAAGAUUGCAGCAAGAUGGAAAGCAAAACAUAACCUACAGAUAAAAUACGUUUUUAUUCGGCCGGCCUUUUUGUAUUUUUUGAAAGAAACGAUAAAUUAGUUGAUUCGAAAAAAUGAGUUAUUAUCCGGCAGAUGUUCCACAAGGGUCUCCGCAAGAACGCUAUCAAUCACAGGUGGAUAAUAGUUUUGUACCUAUGUUGUGAAAAUUGUUUUUUGCACAUUAUUUGUUUACCGCUUAUUUGUGUAACUGUAAUAUAAAUAAAAAUCCAACUCACGAGUAUUCUGACCCAGAGACUUGCAUACAAAUCAAUUUUGAAAAUUGCCUUUUAAACUGACUCCAGAAGAACAAAGAAUAUUAAAAGAAUGCUCAAAAGAGGGAAUCUUUCAAAGAGCUAUUCCUAUGGGAGUUGCAUUUGGACUUGGCGGUUUGAUGGUAGCAAGAGCAGGACCACUCAUGUCCAAGAGAUAUGGAGUUAAACCUGCGGUGAUUGGAUUUGGCAUCUUGGGGUAUAUGAUUGGUAGAUUUUCAUACAGUAAAAUCUGCAUUCGCAGAUGCUUAGAAGUGCCAGAUGGAAAUUUGAAAAAACUACUGCCACAUUUGCAACAACAAGGAGGGUACAUAGAUCCCACACCUGAUGCUUUCUAUUUACCCGUUGAAGUACCAAAGAAUCAAGAUCCAGUUAGACAAGCACAAAGUCAAAAUUCAGAUAUAGAUAUCCCUACAAUGAGCAAUUGGGAUACUAUUCCUUCUGAAUACUAUGAAAAAAAUGCAGAGAAACCUCAAGAUGAUAUGGCAGUCACGAACUAUACGUCAUAUGAUGACUUAAGGAAACAAAAUAGAAUAGAAUAUUCACAAAAAUACUAUGGAGAUAUGACCUCAAAUCAGAGCAGAUACCCUAAUCAACCACAAGAUGGGCCAGUAGUAAGGAGACCGACUCCACAAGAAAUGCAACCUACGUCGCCCUUGGGAACUAUUGGAGGACGACAAACAAAGUAUGGAGAUAUAUGGGAUGCAUAAGGAUUUCGUGAGUGGAUGCUUGUUAGUUGAAAAAUCAACAUAGAAAUCUGUUAUUGUAAAAUAAAUAAUUUUUGAUUUGUAAAUCUUCACAGAUUUUUAUACACUUAUAUAAGUUGAAACUGUUUAAUAAAAUUUUAUUUUAUUCGCAAUGAUUCGCCUAUCGAUUGCUUAAAUAAUAAAGUCUAUAUCACUGUAAGACUUUGACAGCACGAUUUUUUACAUUAAUCAUAGACUAUAAUCAUAAGAAAUAAAGUACAAAAGUGUAA